AUGUCUGACAUCAAGGUCGACGGAUUCAAGUCCUCUGGCAUCCUUGCAGGUCUUGCGACUGUCUUUGAUAGCUACAAUGACGAGGAGAAGAAGGCCCAGAUCAAGAAGACGAAUGGCAUCUUCGAGUUGCGCGUGAAGAACAUGGAGGGCCAGGAGGCGGUGUGGACCAUUGAUAUGAAGACGUCCGGAUCCGUGUACAAGGGCGAGUCGAAGACGAAGCCAAACGUCACGCUUAUCAUGUCGGAUGAGACCUUCCAGCAAUUGGCGGAGGGCAAGCUGGACGGACAGAAGGCCUUCAUGACGGGCAAGCUGAAGACGAAGGGCAACAUGAUGUUUGCAACCAAGCUCGACGGCGUGUUGAAGGCUGCAAAAACCAAGGCGAAGUUGUGA
Molecule: messenger RNA, 390 nt
Organism: Postia placenta MAD-698-R-SB12
Lineage: Eukaryota; Fungi; Basidiomycota; Agaricomycetes; Polyporales; Adustoporiaceae
Exons: 5
Coding region: 1-390 (129 amino acids)
Cellular component (GO): cytosol
Source: RefSeq, a predicted model, not a curated record